This is a messenger RNA of Anas platyrhynchos (mallard), 4448 nucleotides long. It is a transcript of the gene DRC11, whose product is annotated as IQ motif containing with AAA domain 1. Gene Ontology annotation, molecular function: ATP hydrolysis activity; protein binding; ATP binding. The record is from RefSeq and is a predicted model, not a curated record. NCBI's taxonomy places the organism in Eukaryota, Metazoa, Chordata, Aves, Anseriformes, Anatidae.
UCCGUGACAACGGCGACGCGGCGCGUCCCGGCGCCGGGGGCUCGGUGCCCGGUCCCGGUCCCAUCCCGGUGCCUGGUGCUCGGUCCCGGCCCCAUCCCGGUGCCCGCUGCCCUCGGCAUGUCGCAGGCCACUUACAACAAGAUAUGGACAGAUGCCCAGAAAGACCUCGACAUCCAGCUCCAGAUGGAGAGAGAACAGUUCCUCCAGCCAGAGAAGGACCGCGUGAAAGUGUUCAAGAUGUUAGCUUCUUCCUACAUCAAAUACAUGCGGAUCUUCCGCAACUUGGAGGAGGCGCACGACGGACUUGUUCACCAGCAGAAACGGGCAGCGAUCCGGCAAGUGCUGGAUGGCGUGAUUGGCCGCAUCCUGGAGAUGAAGAAGGAGAUGGUGGCGCUGGAAAACUCCGAGUUUCAUUACAUCGAUAACAUCCUAGAAGAUCUAAAGCUCCUCCCGGAAGACAUAGAAAUACCUAUCCCAAGGUAUUUCAUUAAAGAAAACCUGGAAGUCUUGCAGCAGAGAGAGAAAAUGCUUGAUGAGAUUUUAUGUGAAGCUGGAUUGCAAACACAGAUACCUGUCAAGGCCAUGACAUUUGAAGAAGCCGUUAAAAUGAUCCAGGUCGCAGAGCGGGCUCGCCAGGGUCGUCGUCGAGCAGUAUUCAUGAAGCAAAUGUACCUUGAAGAAAAGAGAAAAAGACAAACAAAACUUCAGGUACAGACUGGUCCAAACCCAGAUGAUGCUGCCACUCGCAUUCAAAAGGUUUGGCGUGGAUAUAUCCAGCGCAAGAAAACAGAGAAAAUGAGAGAAGAGGAAAUGAUAUUUCUGGGGAUGAGCCUACCUCCUCACUUAAAGGCAAUGAGCUCUUCACAGAUGCAUGCCAAGCAAAUAAAUGCCCAGCAAGGUGAGGUCCAUGAGAGAAACGAGGAGGUGUUUAUCAAGGACAAGCUGAGAGAAACAGAGGGGCUUGACAUCAAGGAAACUCUCGAGGAUCAGAUCGGCCAAUGUUUCAUCGAGUGUCGGCACAUCAUAGGCAGGUUUCCUGACUAUCCUACCAAAGAAGCAGGAGGUUCAGCAACUAUUUUUUCUGAGAAAACCCCAGAGCAGGUUGCUGAAGAACUGGCUGCCAAAAAGGAGAUGGCUCUGCAGAAAAAAUCCCAAAAGGAAGGAAAAGAAAAAGAGAAAGGAAAGGAAAAGACAAAAGGAAAAACACAGAAAACUGGAAAAAAGGAAGAGGAUGAGGGCUGGAAAAUGGCUCCCAGUAAUUUCCUUUCAAUAAUGGAGGAAGGAAGCAGUCAAUACAAAGCCGUUUGGCAGAACAGAGACGAGGGAUGGGAUCUCCUCCAGGAUCAUGACCUGGAGCUGAUCAAAGAAGAGAAACGGGAAGAAGUGGAGGAAGAGAUCAGAGUGCAGGUUGAUGAAUUGAUGCAACAGAAACUAGAGAAUCUCAUACUGGCUGUGGAUGGAGAGAAGAGCGGCAAGCAGAAAAAAGGAAGAAAAAGUGAAAAGAAAAAAAAGACAGCAAGGAAGAAAAUAUCUGAGCUGGAAGAAGACCUAACUCCUGACAGGACCAUCGAUUCUCUGUACAGGGAACUAGUGGAAGAAGGAGUACUAAUAAAACCCAAGACAGUGUAUCUCUCCGAUUACGUUGGCGAGUACAGCUAUCUGGGGACUACACUUCGUCAGGUAGAUAUAGAGCCGGUGCCCUCUCUUGCAGAUGUCAGGCAGCUAAUAGCGCUGUAUGGGAUAUUGCCAUUAGGAUCCCAAACAGUUCAUGAGAAGGCUCCUUUGGUGAAAGCCUUAUUACUGGCUGGACCUGCUGGUGUUGGAAAGAAAAUGCUGGUCGAUGCCAUCUGCACAGAAACAGGAGCCAACCUCUUCAAUUUAUCUGCUUCCAACAUCGCUGGGAAAUAUCCAGGCAAGAGUGGCCUGCAAAUGAUGCUUCACAUGGUUCUCAAGGUGGCUAAGCAGCUGCAGCCUUCAGUCGUGUGGAUUGGAGAGACAGAAAAAACAUUUUAUAAAUCAGUGCCGAAGGCUGAAGAACAGAUCAGCCCAAAACGUCUGGAAAAGAUUCUCCCCAAAUUCCUUAAGGCUUUGAAAGCACAGGACAGAGUGCUGCUAGUGGGAACCACCAGACGUCCCUUCGAUGCUAAUCUCAAACCUUUCUGCAAAGUUUACCAGAAAAUUAUUAUGAUUCCUAGGCCUGACUAUGCUUCAAGAUUUGUGUUAUGGAAGCACAUCAUCCAGCAGAACGGAGGAGUGAUCACCAACUUGCUGAACAUAAGCUGCCUCGCGAAGGUGUCUGACGGUUUCACCCAGGGACACAUCGUCCAGGUGGUGCGAGCUGUCCUGAGCGAGCUGCGCCUCCUGCAGAUGCCCAGGAAGCCGCUGCGGACUGCCGAGUUCAUGACUCCCCUGGCCAGACAGGACCCGGUGUACAGAGAGGAGGAGGAAACGUUUAAGGCUUGGUAUGCCAAGACACCUCUGGGUAGAGCACGAAGCAGAGCACUGGCAAAGAGUGAGAAAGCAGGAAAGGGAAAAACAGAAAAAAGAAAAUGAAGGAAAAGAGAAAAACUAGCUUCCUCAAGACUUUUGCACACCAGUCACAGCUCUACUUCACCGAAAAGCGGGGAGACGAUAGGAAAGCAGAUACUUCAGAAUAACGCAUCGCAAGUUACAGCUACCCCAGGAAAGAGAAGUCAUUUCUGAAUGUAUUUUUAAAAGUUACAAAAUAGGAUGAGACAUCAAUGUGACAUGUAGCUCUCAGAGGAUGAAGAGUUAAUGGCCACUGACUUGCUCAAGCAUUAUUUAUUCUAAGAGGUUUUAGGGGGCAGAGGGGUUCAUUACUCAGGACUGAAACAUGCCAUCAACUUUUAGGCUAUCCUCAUUUAUUUCAGCAAGUAACUCUCCUUAAAAAUUGAUGUCACAUUAAUGUCUUUCAUUACUUUAAUAUCCUAUAUGCUUUAUAAAACUAACUGCUUUAUAUAUCUGUAAGUCUAAUGUGUUACAGUUCUCAAUAAAACUAUUACGGCUAUAAAGACUGCUUUUUAAUUGGGAUGGAUUAUAAGACACUUAAUGCAAUCUACCAGAAGCUGAAUAUUUACAUAGCCACACGAGGACCAGCACUUUUUCACCUUUUGAUGCAUCACAGAAAGCAACAUUAAAAAGCAGAACAAGAGCAAAAGCAAACGGUGAGGUUAGGUUUAGUGGAUGUCCUGAGAAUCUAUUUUGUAGUACAAAACCCUGUCCAAUUAUCUUGUUUGCCCAAACUGCAAUGUAUCUGUUGCUCAAAAUAAAUAAACAAAUAAAUAAAUAAAUAAAUAAAUUAUAUGCAACAGAACAGCAGUGGUUAUGGCAUUGGGGAAUAUGGUCACGGAGCCUCAGCUUUCUAAAAGGUUGUUUCCUGCUGUGUUAAACCCAAUCCAGCCCAGACUGCUUUAGCCUUUUCUUCUAAACCCAGUCCUGCAAGCUCUGUGUGUGCAAGGAACCCAUGUGUGAGCAUCUGCCUCAACACUUUCAGACUUUGGGCACAAAGCAAGGUGCUGAUGCAGCCUGUGGGAUCACAGCAGAUGUUUCUGUGUGACUGGGCACCUGGAGCUCUGUGACACGAAUGCUGUCUUCACAGAAGGACCUGAGCCACUUGGAGGGGCAGGUUCCCUGGUCCUGUGCUUUGACGUAGCGUUUCCUACUCAUUAGAGUGGGUUAGGCCUAAAGUCCAGCUAUCACAAGGAGCAAGUUCAGGGAGCUAAGCCAGCUCAGAAACACAGAGCACCAAGUAGUCCGUGGUAGUAUUUGGACAGGUAUUUGUAAACAGAUGCACCAUGCACGCCCUGCAGUUACAGUUCACUUUGGGCACAAUUCUGGGUCACAGCAACUGCUCACUGUGUGUUAACAUCUUCUUAAUGUGUCUUCUGGGUAAAAGGGAAUGAUCACAUUUUAAUCCUUCCUGUAUCUUUGUAGUGUACCUCCCAACCCCUUGCUGCCCCGCUUCCCUGCUGGAACAGAGUCGUUUCAUCAAAAAUACACUGGCCAGGGUCUUGUAGAAAAUGUGCUCUGACCCAGGUGCUUCGUACAUAAGAUGUUUUAGGACAGAGAUUCUGCAGAAAGGCGAACACCCACCCAGAAACCUGCUUGAGAAGCUGCUGUAACACAGCAUGCUGUGACGGGGGUGGAAUUGAGCCCUUCCUGCUCGUAAUGAGAAAUCAGCUGGAAAAGAGAUGCUCCUGGAGAAGGUGAAGUCAGAACAAAAGCCCGUAAAGAUUCCUAUAGGCAACUAACUGUAGAGAAAACAAUUCAAGUAAUCAUAUCAUUGAGCACAGCGGAGGGAACUGGAUGGCUCUGGUUAAUAAAGUGAAUUUUCUCCCUGAGGGAAGGGAAGAACAGGCUGUCGUGCUCACACAACACAUGGGCUAGAGCUGCCCUGACUCGGGCUUCCCGUGGUCCUUUUUGUCUGC